AGCGAGGGUCAACAUGAGGGGCCGCUAACUGGAGCCGCCCAGGCCGCCUCUGAUCAGCUUUGAUUUAUUGAUCUCCGGUUUCAUAUAAGGAUCGAUGAGAAGCCAGGGACUCUGAUUGGACCUCCUGCAGCGAACAGCCAAUGAACGAGUUAAUGCGCUCUGACGCAGGAUGGGCCAACAGGAGGCAGCGGGCCGCAGGUGGGCGUCCUGAGCAGCAGAGGGGCCCUGACGGCCGGAGCAGCAGCAGUUCUUCCUCCUGCAGACCCAGCCGGAUCCCUGCAGACCCAGCCGGAUCCCUGCAGACCCAGCCGGAUCCCUGCCGAGCCUCCGGGCAUGCCGCCCCGCCGCGCCGCGCCGCAGCCGCCGCGCGGCUCGCCGAGCUGAGGGGAGAUGAGCGGCACCGGGAGCCGGAGACCCGCCAGCAUCCCGGUGCCAACUCCGAGCCGAUCUGGAGUGGCGUUGCUGUGCAGCGGCGAGAGCGGCGACAGCUUUGACGUCUGCCUGCGGCUGAGCAGAGACGCUCUGACUAUCCAGAAGCUGGACGUGGUCUGCACCGACGGCUCUGAGCCCAACGCCAAUCACAGAGCUGUAGUCCUGAGACGACAGGCGGCUGGCGGUCUGGGCCUCAGCAUCAAGGGCGGAGCGGAGCACAACGUUCCCGUCGUCAUUUCAAAGAUCUUCAAGGACCAAGUCGCCGAUCAGACGGGGAAACUGUUUGUCGGGGACGCUGUGCUGCAGGUCAACGGCAUUAACGUGGAGCAUUGCACGCACCAGGAAGUGGUUCACCUGCUGAGAACUGCGGGCGAUGAGGUCACCAUCACCGUCCGCUACCUGAGCGAAGUCCCGUCCUUCCUGAAGCUGCCGCUCGGUUCUCCUGGGCUGGACCAGAACCGGGUCUGCUCUCCGCUCUUCGACAGCGGCUUCCAUCUGAACGGGAGCAACACGGCUCCGCCCCCUUCACCCUCGGCGAAUGAGCCAAAGUACGAGAAGCGCUGGCUGGACGCCGUCUGCCUGCCGCUGCGGAUGGCCAGAGUCUCCAGACGGCGAGCCGGGAGCGAUAAGCUGAGGUCCAACUGCUUCGAGCUGUUCUCCCCAGAUGUGUCCAGCUGCAGCGUCCUGCAGUUCUGCUCGGCGGCAGAAAGUUCGGACUGGCUGCAGGCGAUCGCUGCGAACAUCGGCGAACUGACGCAGGAGAGCAUUAAAAUGCUGAAUAAAUCCGCUUCUACUGAUGAUCAGAUCGUCCACAUGGGCUGGGUGAGUGAGGCUCCGGACAGCAGCGCCCCCUGCAGGAGUUCGGCCUUCAGGUUCCUGGCGCUCAGAGGGCCAUAUUUUUAUAUCUUCAGACGGCCGCCGGUCGGCGCCACCGACUGGGGAAAACCUGAAACUACAUACAACCUCUAUGAGGUUCUUUUCAAGGUUCAUAAGCUGUGGCUGGCUGAGGACUGCUGGCUGCAGGCGCGGCUCUUCCUGGGUCUGGAUGGUUCUCCGGAUCAGCCGGACGGCGACCCGCUCUGCUUCAGCAUCCUGGUGGGCCACGGCCAGAGCCACACCUUCAGGGUGGAGCUGGCCUCAGACCUGGCAACCUGGGACAAGUCCUUCCAGAGGGCCGUGUUCCUGCAGGUGCAGCGAGUCGGGUCUAAAAGCUACAUGUGCAGCAGCCAGGGGAGCGUUCUCAGCUUCACGCUGGAUUUUGGAUCCGGGUUUAGCUGCUCAGAUGUGACUUCAAAGGCUGUUCUGUGGAGAUACAAGUUCUCUCAGCUGAAAGGCUCAUCUGACGACGGAAAAACCCGAGUCAAGCUGCUCUUUAAGAACGCUGACAGCAACCAAAUAGAAAUGAAGGAACUGGAGUUUGCCAACCUGACGGCGGUCCUCCACUGCAUCCACUCCUUCAUCGCUGCCAAGGUGGCGUCCAUGGAGCCCGGCUUCCUGUGCGGCCAGAGCCUCGCCACGCACAUCAGCAGCUAGACUUCCUGUUCCUGUGGCGCACCAGACACGGUCCUGUUGCUGGAUGUUUUUCUAUAAACGUCUGUGAAGCAUUUAGAUUAAUUCAUCAUAAAGACUUUAUCAGCUGAAAGAGUUUAUUUUAUUGGAAGCAUCAUGAAGCAGAGCAGCAGGCUGAACGAGGCCGGCGCUCCGUGUCGGGAUCAAACGGGAACUUUCUGGACUGUCGGCAGAGGAAAACAUCAGCUAAGAAGCCAGAUGGAUUCAUUUCUGCUCAUAUUUUCUGAAGUAUUUCACGUUGCUCAACUCCUGGGACUGAUUCGGGUCAGACGGAACCAGCUGGAUCCGCCGCAGCUAGAACUCUGAUGGUUGUGCAUUUUGUGGAAACGGGAAUCUGUCUCCGUUACUUCCUGUUUGUGUUUUCAGCUGAAAUGUUUCCUUCUGAUUGGCCGGUUGGAGUGACUCUUUUUCUACUUUGCUCCGGCCAGCAGAGGCUUUCACUGCCUCACUGCACAUUAUUAAACACUUUUAUAAGAAAUGUUAUUCUGGUAAUGUUCAUUUUUUUGUUGCUUCAUUAAUAUUCACCUAUAAAUUACAUAUUUUCUGCUGUUUCAGUAAAGAAAGUUUACAGAGCAGCUUCCUAUAGCUCAUAUUUAUCUGCUUAUUACUGACAUUCAUUUUAUUAUAUCUAUAAAACUGUUUCAUUUUUUAAAUUAAAAUGCUUGGUUCAUGUUUCGCUCUGUUGCCUUUUUACUUGUGAAUUAUGUUUAUAAAAAUCUGUUGUCUGUUAUUGUUCACUGCUAUUUCUGCAUUUUACACAGAACUAUGAUUAAUAUAAAAUAUUCUGGCUUUAUUCUGACAACAACAAUUUGACUUAUUGUCAGAAAUGAAUAAAAUGUGUUUUAAGAUUGUCAUUUUCACAUUUUGUUGUUUUAGCAGGUUAGUCUGGAUUCUGAUAUCUUUAAAAUCAAAUUCAUGUUUUGACUAUGUCCUCCAGCUUUUAUAGUCUGGAGGACAUGCUGUUACUGAUGAAAACAUGUUUUUAUUUUCAUCUAUAUCCACCGUUUUAUAUAUUCAGUCUAUAUUUCACACUGUUGGAUGGACCUGAUGGCUCUGCAGCCAUUAUUAUUAUAAUCACUUGAACAUUAAAAUCAGAAAGCUUCA
This is a messenger RNA of Poeciliopsis prolifica (blackstripe livebearer), 3105 nucleotides long. RefSeq names its product syntrophin, gamma 2 (gene sntg2). Gene Ontology annotation, molecular function: structural molecule activity; protein binding. The transcript is spliced from 18 exons. The coding region runs from base 391 to 1965 and encodes 524 amino acids. NCBI's taxonomy places the organism in Eukaryota, Metazoa, Chordata, Actinopteri, Cyprinodontiformes, Poeciliidae. Gene Ontology annotation, cellular component: intracellular anatomical structure; dystrophin-associated glycoprotein complex. The record is from RefSeq and is a predicted model, not a curated record.